AUGUCCAGCUCACAAAACAAUACCAACAACGUCGCAUUGAACACUUCUAGCCCGCAGCAUCAACUUAACGACCCUUCCCAGUCACUACGUUCCGGAUCGCGUGCCACUGUACAGACUCAGGUCUCCUUGCCCGCGAAUAUCGAACGUGUGUUCUCCUCUGCGAUUCAUAGCAAGAAUACCUCUGCGCAGUCGGAUGAUGCAUACCCCACUCGUGCUACCUUAGGCACCGAGCGCCAACUCGGCGUUCAACCUACGCCAGAAGAUGGAAUCGCAAUUGAUGGGCAGCCCAACCCGCCCGAGGGCCAUGCUGGGUUCGGUGACGGAAAAACGCAAAAGGCAAGUCUUGUGCUAUAG
Messenger RNA from Suillus subalutaceus, 354 nucleotides. RefSeq lists its product as uncharacterized. Bases 1 to 354 code for a protein of 117 amino acids. NCBI's taxonomy places the organism in Eukaryota, Fungi, Basidiomycota, Agaricomycetes, Boletales, Suillaceae. The transcript has 3 exons. The record is from RefSeq and is a predicted model, not a curated record.